CUGGCCGGGCUGGGGGAGCCGGGGGCACAAGAUGGCGGCGGGGGCCGCGGGGCCGGCGGGCGGCACCCCGAGGGCGGGCGUGCUGAUCGGGGACCGGCUGUACUCGGGCGUGCUCAUCACCCUGGAGAACUGCCUCCUGCCCGACGACAGGCUGCGCUUCACGCCGUCCAUGUCGAGCGGGCUGGACACGGACACGGAGACCGGCCUCCGCGUGGUGGGCUGCGAGCUCAUCCAGGCGGCCGGCAUCCUGCUCCGCCUGCCGCAGGUGGCCAUGGCCACGGGGCAGGUGCUGUUCCAGCGGUUCUUCUACACCAAGUCUUUCGUCAAGCACUCCAUGGAGCACGUGUCCAUGGCCUGUGUCCACUUGGCCUCCAAGAUCGAAGAGGCGCCCCGGCGGAUCCGGGACGUGGUCAACGUGUUCCACCGCCUACGGCACCUCCGAGAGAAGAGGAAGCCAGUGCCCAUGCUGCUGGACCAGGACUAUGUGGGCCUCAAGAACCAGGUCAUCAAGGCCGAGCGGCGGGUGCUGAAGGAGCUGGGCUUCUGCGUGCACGUGAAGCACCCGCACAAGAUCAUCGUUGUAUACCUCCAGGUAUUAGAGUGCGAGCGUAACCAACAACUGGUCCAGACCGCAUGGAACUACAUGAAUGACAGCCUGCGGACGGACGUGUUUGUGCGCUUCCACCCGGAGAGCAUCGCCUGCGCCUGCAUCUGCCUCGCUGCCCGCACACUGGAGAUCCCACUGCCCAACCGCCCUCACUGGUUUCUCUUGUUUGGAGCAACUGAGGAGGAAAUUCAAGAGAUUUGCAUAAAAAUCCUGCAGCUUUACACGCGGAGAAAGGCAGACCUGACACAGCUCGAAGCGGAGGUGGAGAGGCGGCGGCGUGCCAUGGAGGAGGCCCAUGCCCAUGCCCACCCGCCCGGGGCCACACCUCUGGUAGACAGCACGGCGGGCUUCUCACCGGUGGCCAAGCCCGCAGAGUCCCCCAAAGUCAACAGAGGGAACAAGUCCUCGCCCCCUUCCGUCAAGAACAUCAGGACUCAGGCCGACAGCCCGGUGAAUGGGAGGAGUGACAGUGAGUCCACCUCCAGGAGCUCCAAAUCACCUAGCCGCUCCCGCAGCCGCAGCGACUCCCCGCCCAGACAGGUGCACCGCAGUGGUCUCAGCCACAGCUCCCGGAGGGCCAGGGACUGCAUAUACCCACCCCAGAAGCCACCCAAGUCCCCCAGCCGGAGCUCGCCCCGCUCACGGAGCCAGUCCCGGGAGCGUGCUGACAGUUGCGGGAAAUACAGGAAGCGAAGUCGCUCCUGCAGGGACGAGCAGCUGCAGUCCUGUGAGCAUGCCGGCCGUUGCCACAAGCAGGCUCUCCCCGGGCACAGCCGGCAUCGCAGGUGAGGCAGGCUGUGCUGGCUGCUCGGCCACAGCUGCCCGAUCCCAGGGCCUGCGGUGUGGCUGUCUCCGGGACACGUAACCCGUGCCUGCACCCAGCCAUGUAGCCUGCUGCUUGUGACCAUGGCGGCCAGGUGCCUGCUCCCAGACGGACUUAUGGCAUGAUGCCGGGAGGUGGCACUCGCGCUGUCCACCCGGUCAGCAGACACUGGGGAUG
Ochotona princeps (American pika) is the source of this 1607-nucleotide messenger RNA. RefSeq names its product cyclin L2 (gene CCNL2). Gene Ontology annotation, molecular function: cyclin-dependent protein serine/threonine kinase regulator activity. The record is from RefSeq and is a predicted model, not a curated record. Gene Ontology annotation, biological process: regulation of transcription by RNA polymerase II. Gene Ontology annotation, cellular component: nucleus. Lineage: Eukaryota; Metazoa; Chordata; Mammalia; Lagomorpha; Ochotonidae. The transcript has 10 exons. The coding region runs from base 32 to 1396 and encodes 454 amino acids.